This is a messenger RNA of Brassica oleracea var. oleracea, 3515 nucleotides long. RefSeq names its product zinc finger BED domain-containing protein DAYSLEEPER-like. The transcript has 3 exons. Gene Ontology annotation, molecular function: protein dimerization activity; DNA binding. Lineage: Eukaryota; Viridiplantae; Streptophyta; Magnoliopsida; Brassicales; Brassicaceae. The record is from RefSeq and is a predicted model, not a curated record. Bases 258 to 3314 code for a protein of 1018 amino acids.
GGCCGAGAAAGAAAGAGAGAAAAAAAAGCUCAAAACCUAGCGGCCGUAAAGGAGAGCGCAGAGCCGAAGUUCAUCCUAAAGCCCAUUAAUCCCUUCCUCCCUCGUGGUUUGAAAAUCUUUCGCCUCUGAUUCGCGCGGCCUCUCCUCCCUCCUUACUCUACCAAUCAAUCAUCCAUCCUGGUUUAGGCUCCUUGUCGAUCUUUACCCCCUCCCACGAUCUGCAAUCCUACCGAGAGGACUUUUUCCACAAGAGGAUUAUGGAUAACAACACUUCUUCUUUGAUGCUCAUUGAUAACAACGGUUCAUUUGAGAUUGAUGACAAAUCCCAUAUGGAUUUGGUCACCACCACCACCACCAGGCCCACUGAUGCUGCUGCUGCAGGGGAUACCGACGACGGCGGCGGCUCUCUGCUGUCUCAGCCUGGUAUACGCCGCAGGAGAAAAAAGUCAAUGGUCUGGGAGCACUUCACCAUCGAAACCACCAGCCCCGGCUCCUCCAAGGCUUGCUGCAAGCACUGCAGGAAGUCAUUCGCCUACAUCACCGGCCAGAAGCUCGCCGGAACGAGCCACCUCAAGCGUCAUAUUCAGUUGGGUAUAUGCCCAAUGAGCCGAGGAGGCGAUCAGCUCACGCAAAUCUCUCCUGAUGCCAAAGAUGUUGUCGUUACCACCCCUCCCAAGAAACGUCAGAGGGCUUCUUCUACGCCCCUGAACGCUCCUCUAGAUCAAGACCGUUGCUACGGCGAGAUGGCGAAGAUGAUUAUUAUGCAUGAGUACCCUCUCCACAUGGUUGAGCAUUCUGGAUUCGCCGGUUUCGUCCGCGCCCUUCGUCCCCAGCUCGGUAUGGCGACCUUCCACGCCAUCCACGCUGAUUGUGUUGCUAUCUACUUGUCAGAGAAGCAGAAGCUCUCGGCCUUCAUCGGCGAGAUCCCGGGCCAGGUGAACCUCACCGUGGAUUUGUGGUCGUCGAAUCAGUCUGUGGGGUACGCGUUUGUGACGGGGCACUUCAUUGAUAAGGACUGGAAUCUGACUCGCAGGCUUUUGAACGUUGCGCUUGUUCCUUCCCCUGAUUCGGAUUUCGCCUUGAACCAGCCUGUUGCGGCUUGUUUAGCGGACUGGAAUCUCGAGAGGAGGCUCUGCAGCCUCACUGUUGGGGGAUCGCUGGUGAAUAAAAGCGCUGUUGAGAACCUCAGGUGCUGUUUGUCUGCCAGGAACCAGCAUGUCAUGAAUGGUCAGCUGUUGCUGGGGAGUUGCUACGCCCGCCUCCUGAGCAGUAUGGCGCGCGACGCGCUUGGGGCUGAGGAUCUUCAGACUCCCAUUAAAAAGGUUCGUGAUAGCGUGAAGCAUGUGAAGACCAGAGACAGUUGCUCUGAGAGGUUUGAUGAACUGAAGGCGCAGCUUCAGACGCGUUCUGAAAAAGAUCUCCGCAUUGACAACCAGACGAAAUGGGACACGACUUACAGUAUGUUGUUGGCUGCGUAUGAACACAAGGAAGUGUUUUCUUGUCUGGGAAACUGUGAUCUUGAAUAUAAAAUUUCGAUCUCUCCUGAAGAAUGGAGGAAGAUUGAGGUGCUUUGCUCCUGCUUGAAGAUUCUUUUUGACGCGGCUAGUGUUUUGACUGGUCCAACACGACGAUUGACAGCAAACGAUCUGUACCAUGAGAUGACAAAGCUUCAGCUAGAGCUAAGCCACGCAGCCAUGAGUGAAGAGCCAGAUGUCAGAAAUCUGGCGACUCCAUUAAGAGAGAAGUUUGAUGAGUACUGGAGAGGAUGUUUCCUGCUACUGGCAGUUGCUGUUGUGAUGGAUCCGCGCUUCAAGAUGAAGCUUAUUGAGUUUAGUUUCUCUAAGGCUUAUGGGGAAGAUGCAGAAAAAUGGAUCAGGAGCGUUGAUGAUGCUGUACAUGAACUGUACCAUGACUAUGCUGAACAGAGUCACUCCCUGUUAGAGGCUUAUGUGGGCCACGGGAAUGAUGGCUUUUCUGAAACAGAAGUUCACUUUCAUCCUGAAUACAACCAUUCCAACGAGCUUUCACAUGAUCAAAUAUAUGAACAGCCUGGAGGAGAUAGCAAUAUGCUGAAUGAAAAGCCAAGAGACCAUGCUUUAGACGGUCAUGAGUCUCAAGAAGCUGCUCAGACUGACCAGACCCAGCUGGUUGAGGAACUCCCGCUGGAAAACCAGCAAGUGGAGGAUACAGAUAUGACUCAGGAAACGCAGCCGGUGGAUGAAAUACUCGAGGACACUCAAUCAGUGCAAGAACUGGCCCAGGAGGCACAAUUGGUGGAGGAGAAGCAUGCUGACAGUGACAUUCUUGUUGAGGAAGUAGAACAUGAGACACAACCGGUGGAGGAAAUGGUCCAGAACACUGAACCAGUUGAGCAAGUGGUUCAGGAGGCACAACUGGUGGAAGAGAAGCAUGGUGACAGUGACAUUCAGCCUGUUGAGGAACUGGGACAUGAGACACAGCCGGUGGAGGAAAUGGUCGAGAACACUGAACCAGUUGAGGAAGUGGCUCAGGAGGCACAACUGGUGGAAGAGAACCAUGGUGACAGUGAGAUUCAGGCUGUUAAGGAACUAGAACAUGAGACACAACCGGUGGAGGAAAUGGUCGAAAACACUGAAUCAGUUGAGGAAGUGGCUCAGGAGGCACAACUGGUGGAGGAAAAGCAUGAUGACAUUCAGCCUGUUGAAGAAGCAGAACAUGACACGCAGCCAGUAGAGGAAAUAAUAGAGGACAUUCAGCCAGUUGAGGAUUUGGCGCAGGAGGCACAACCAGUGGAAACCAUUCCCGAGCACAUCAAAAAUCCACAAAACGGUGAUUCUCAAUCACAUGCAAUGCCGCAGGAAGAAGCUGCGUUUACAAUCUCUCAAGAAGGUCACCACGUUGACGUCCUUCUCCAGGAAGGCCAUCACCUUGAAGCCUCUUCGCAGGAGUUUCCCCUCAUUACCAUUGGAGAUGGAUUCUCAGACUUUGAGCUUUACAUCUCUGAGGUAGGGAGUCGCGAGCAGAUGAAAUCGGAGCUCGACCAAUACCUGGAGGAAUCUCUGAUACCGCGAUCACCAGACUUUGAGGUUUUGGGCUGGUGGAGCCUGAACCGAACCAAGUACCCCACCCUCUCCAAGAUGGCAGCUGAUGUCUUGUCCUUACCAUUUUGCACUGUCUCUCCUGAUUCUGUUUUUGACACUGACGUGAAAAAGAUGGACAACUACAGGAGCUCUCUUGGACAUGUGACCUUGGAAGCUCUCUUCUGCGCCAAGGAUUGGCUCAUGCACGCUUCAAACGCUUCCACCUCUGAGAACAAUAUGAAGAGGGAACCGUGAGGGUAUCCCUUCUAUCUUUCCUUUUCCUUGGACUUAGUUUAAGCGUACUGUAUUUUGUUGUGGCCUCUAGGCUAAUUUGGAUUUGUGUUUGCUUAUGCUUUUUUUUACCAUCUCUCUUUCGGGGCUUUUGAGCAGCACCCUUGUUAGACAUGAUUUGAUAUUACAAUUUGGUAUCGUUAUUUUUUUUUAUUGGCUCUCUCA